Molecule: messenger RNA, 3088 nt
Organism: Triplophysa rosa
Lineage: Eukaryota; Metazoa; Chordata; Actinopteri; Cypriniformes; Nemacheilidae
Gene: ibtk
Product: inhibitor of Bruton agammaglobulinemia tyrosine kinase
Exons: 17
Biological process (GO): negative regulation of protein phosphorylation
Cellular component (GO): cytoplasm; nucleoplasm
Molecular function (GO): protein kinase binding; protein tyrosine kinase inhibitor activity
Source: RefSeq, a predicted model, not a curated record
UUCUACAGCCUGUUUGAAGUUCCCAGUGUCUCCCAGUCCACGUUCUCCCAGCACUUACAGUUUCUCCUGGCUGAAGCCGAUGAGACUGACAGUAUCCAUGAUGUGACGCUACAGGCUGGAGAACGCACAUUCCCAGCACACAAAUACAUCCUCUCCUUGAGAUCUGACUUCUUCCGAAGAGCAUUCCUGCUGGAGGGCUGCAAAGAAUAUGCUGGAGAUGGUGAGGUGAAGAAAGGGGAAGAUGUGGUGGGCUGUGACCUGCUGGUGCUGGAGAAGGUUCCUCCUGAGAUCUUGGAGCAUGCUCUGUACUUCAUCUACACAGACUCCUGUGAAAUGCUAGUGCAUGGUGCUAGGCCCAGCGUCCCACGCUCCGAUCAGAGCACUGACGCUGAACCCCAGCCUCAUCUAAUCCAUAGUUUGCAAGCAUUAGGGCUGGAGAAGCGCUCUGCUUUGGAUGUCUACUGUUCCAUUCCUGCUAAGGCCUGUGAGGAAGCAGAUAAGCCUAAGAGCAGGAGUACAAAGUCUGGAAAAAAGUGCAAGAACGGUGGGGAAGUUGGACAAAACCCUGUCAAGAUGCUGCAGGUUGUUGCCAAAAAACUGGGCUUGGGGAGUCUCUCAGCACGGCUUGAUGGAGUCAAAUAUGAAAAUGGGCAGAUCAUUUUGGUGCAGAAGAAGGCAAGCAACAAGCCACGAUUCAACCGUAAGAAAAGCUCGUACCUCUGUAACGUCACGCUGAGGUCUGAGGAUGGGAAAGAGUUUCCUUGUCACAAAUGUGUUCUCUGUGCUCGGCUGGAGUACUUUAACAGUAUGCUGGGCAAUCCCUGGAUAGAGGCCACCAGCUGCACUGCACUAGACAUGCAAAUCCCCUCUGAGAUCCUACAGGUUAUUCUGGAGUACAUCUACACUGAUGAGUCCACAACUGUCAAAGAGUCUGUGAAUGUGGAGUUUGUGUGUAAUGUCCUGGUGGUGGCUGAUCAGUUGUUGAUCACUAGACUAAAGGAGAUCUGUGAGGUCACCAUUACUGAGAACUUGACACUGAAAAAUUCAGCUGAAUUGCUGGAGUUUGCCACUGUGUACAAUGCCGAGCAGCUCAAACUGUCCUGCCUGCAGUUCAUUGUCCUUAACAUGGCAGCACUACUGGAAUCCAAAGCUUUGGAGAUCCUGAGCGAUGAUGUUCUGCUUGGGCUGACCGCAGCUUACAGGAAAAUGAUCCCAGCUAUGCAGAGACGUGUCAUCACGCCAUACUCCAACGCCCCCGAUCUCAGCACCUUUGAGGACAGAGAGUGGGACUCUGCUGUGGACUGUAAAAGCGGAUCUGAUCUGGAUCACUCCAGUGAUAAUCUGCUGAAGAAGGCCAAGAUGAGGGCAAAGAGGAAACCACGGCGACGCUCUGACAGCACUGGCAGAUACAACUUGUCUGAUGUCAUACAGAGCUCACCUGUUGAUGUCACCCAGAGCCCACCUAUUCCAGGUUUGAGAUAUUCAGUGAAGGCAAGUUCAGUGGAGUCUCUGCAGGAGCUCGUCACAUCUGACUCAGAGGGCAGUUAUAUGGGAGUGGGUAGCCCUAGAGACCUGCAGUCCCCCAUCUUCCUGGAAAAACCUGAGACACAGGAUAAUCGACAUGGACCAAUAGGAUUAAAAUCACCUCAUGGGAUUCCUGUUUUGGAAAAUGGCAACAUGCCUCAAGUUUCCACCCCUGAAUCUCUCCCUACAGGCAAAGCAAGACCAGUUCCGAUCCUAGACCUCAGGGCCAUCAUGGAGAUGGAGUCCAAUUCGUUAAAUCUGGGCGCCACACCCAAAAGUCUUGGCUCAUUGGGUGGCAGCAGUAAAGUCCCAGUCAUCUCCAGUAAGCUGUCUCAGAAGCAGAGGAAGAUGAUGGCUUUGGCCUCCAGAGAAGGCAGCACAGAGAACAUGUCUCCUAAAUCGCCCCCAUCUGUUACCCCAGUUAAACCUGUGAAGACCUGGUCGACAGCGGUACAGUCUUUUUCCUUUUCCUGUUCCUUCCGGGAUCUUUUGGUAGAGGAGGAGCGGCGUGGGAAACCCUCUUCAGUUUCCCCAGUGGCUGCUGCUGGACCUGCCAUCUGUGCCAAAAGAGUGACGUUUAAAUGUGCCGAGACCAGCAACCCAGAGAAAACAUCAAGCCCUUGGGUACUGCGGGCAUUGGGCAGCCCCCCCUCCACCUGUACUGUCACAUUCGCCACUAUAGUGGAGGAGGAGAGAAAACAGGAAGCCGCACUUAUUCGAAGCCGUGAGAAACCUCUAGCGCUCAUUCAGAUUGAAGAGCGAGCAAUUCAAGACCUGUUACUCCAUUACCAUGCCUCCUAUAAUCCGGAGGAGCUGAUAGUGGUGGAGAGAUCACCCCAAGGUCCAAUCGCCACUCCCACCUGGAACAAACACUGAUGCUAACACACCCCUGACAUCACGCUCGUUUAAAGCAGUUUUACGGUGUAUUGCAAGCCAAGUCCUGUUUUUCCUCACCUUAUUCUGUAGUAUGCAAGCUCAUUUUCAUUUGCUGCUUGCUGAUGUAAUUCUGUCUGCAUUUUUUUCAUGUGUAAUGCUGAUCUCUUAGAGGGGAAAUACAGAAAAGACUGGGCUAUGAGGUGGACUUAAUCAUGGUAAUCAGAGAGUACUUGCCAAAUAAUAUUUUUAUUUUCUUUACUAUGUAAUGUCAUGUUGAAAUAAUAUGCAUCUCACAGGUUGUGUGUGUAUCUGUAUGAGGUUCCUUAUAGAGACCAGGCAGAGAAAUAUAAAUGCUGUGCACAGCAAACUCCUCUCACACAUUGUAACAGUAUGAUGAAAAUUGAAUUAGCUGUAAAAAGCUAUGAAGAUUUUAUUCGGCUGCUCAUAAGGGCUGUUUGAAGGAGCUGGUUGGUUUUUUCCUGUGCACAACAAAAAACUCGACAAUGCCAUCUUUAUAAAAUAUGCUUAUUUUGGGUUUGAAUAUAGGGGUAGAUUUUUUUUGUCAUUGCCAGACUAUGAUUGGUACUACAUGCAAUAUUAUCAAUACAUUUUUGGAGUUCUUCUGUUCUUCAUUUUUGCUGAAUGUGGAUCUUUGCAGUGGCAUGCAAUAAAGAGUUGAAUGUGUGUA